Messenger RNA from Lingula anatina, 1857 nucleotides. RefSeq names its product pyruvate dehydrogenase protein X component, mitochondrial. The record is from RefSeq and is a predicted model, not a curated record. Gene Ontology annotation, cellular component: pyruvate dehydrogenase complex; mitochondrion. Gene Ontology annotation, molecular function: dihydrolipoyllysine-residue acetyltransferase activity. NCBI's taxonomy places the organism in Eukaryota, Metazoa, Brachiopoda, Lingulata, Lingulida, Lingulidae. Gene Ontology annotation, biological process: pyruvate decarboxylation to acetyl-CoA.
CUAAGAUGGCGUCCUCCUUGUGGAAGGUCAGCCGAGUCCUUCACAAGUAUCGGUGUAGCGCUCUCAUAAAUGCGCACAAAUCAUUGACAUUACAAUAUAAGGGUUUUAAAUCAUCAUGUCGAUUAUUUGGUGCAACUCCCAUCAAAAUGCCUGCGCUAUCACCAACCAUGCAGGAAGGUACUAUUGUAAAAUGGUACAAAAAAGAAGGUGACACAAUAGCUCCCGGGGACAUUCUGUGUGACAUACAGACUGACAAGGCUGUUAUGGGGAUGGAGGUGGAAGAGGAGGGGAUUCUAGCCAAAAUUAUAAAACCUGAUGACAGUAAAGAUGUACAGAUUGGUGUCAUGAUAGCAGUGAUGGUGGAGGAGGGAGAAGACUGGGAGAAUGUGGAGGUGCCAGCAGAGGUAGAGGUAGACAGUGCACCUGCUGUAGAACCCACCCAGGAACCUGUGUCUGCCCCUCCCCCUCCCACCCAGCCUGCUGCUGCUGCUGCUGCAACACAAUCUACAGAACAUUUUGACAUACCAAAGGGGGUGAAAAUAGGUCCGGCUGUUCGAAGUUUGGCAGAAAUAUACAGUAUAGCACUAGGAAAUGUGAAACCCACAGGACCCCAGGGUAGAAUAUUGAAAGGAGAUGUGCUAAGCUACAUUAAAGAGAAAAAUCUCAGCCCUGCAGAACGUUUAGAGGCGGCGCCUGCACAGCCCACAGUGCAGCAAGUUGGGGUACCAACACCACCACCACCUACACCAGUGAGGGUGACAGAAGGGGAAGGUUAUCUAGACAUUGAAUUAUCCAACAUGAGAAAAGUAAUUGCAAAGAGGUUAACAGAAUCUAAGACCACCAUACCACACUCAUACUCUACUAUUGAUUGUGACAUGGGAAAUGUGCUGGACAUGAGGAAAGAUUUUCAAAAAGAUGGUAUAAAAGUAUCUGUGAAUGACUUCAUAAUUAAAGCAGCAGCAGUUGCUCUUCAGAGGGUUCCUGAGGUCAACGCCCUGUGGACUGGAGAAAGUGCCCGUCUGAUGCAAGAAGUGGAUGUUUCUGUUGCUGUUGCCACUGACAAUGGUCUUAUUACUCCAAUAGUCAAAGAUGCUGCCAGCUUAGGUGUUCAACAAAUCAGUGAUACUGUUAGGGACCUGGCUACCAGGGCAAGAGAAAACAAAUUGCAACUCAAUGAAUUUCAAGGGGGAACUUUCACAAUUUCAAACCUAGGAAUGUUUGGUAUCACAGAAUUCUCAGCAGUAAUCAACCCACCCCAGGCUUGUAUCCUGGCCGUAGGUUCCUCCAGAGUGUGUCUGGGGGAUGACAACACACCCAGGACAUUAAUGACAGUGACACUAUCCAGCGAUGCCAGAAUAGUCGAUGAUUAUCUCGCUACCAGAUUUUUAUCGGCAUUCAAGGAGAACUUAGAAAACCCCAUGCUUAUGACAGCAAAGACUAUUCCUGAUAGGGAUUCACUAAUGGAUACAUUGUUUGCAUAAUAGGACACGGACUUUUUAAAAAAUGGCAUGAUGACAGCUUAUUAUGCAGUUAACUGUUAGUAAUAUUUAUUAUUUAGUGGCUGAAUGUUGCCAUAAAUAGUCUGUGUAACACUUGGAUAUUGAUGCAUUAACUUACAACUUAAUAUUGACAAGCUUGUGGUUUAAGGGGAUAUAUAAGGAAAAAGUGUAUCAGUAAAUGUGUGACAGUUAACACAAAAUAGAUUAUAAUUGUUUUCUCUUUAUUUGUUUGUAGGAGUGAACAAUUUCUGCUGCCAACAAUACAGUUUACCUAAGCUAGAUAAAAAAUUAGACGGUCUUACGUACUCUGCUCAACAUUAGUGUUAUUACAUUCAAAAUAAAAUAUGUAUUCAUAAUA